AUGUCUGACGUUGAGGACGAGUACGAAGACGAGGAGGAGAUCGAGGAGGACGAGCCAGUCGCCGAUGAGAACCAAGAGCCAGAGGCUGAGCCAGAGGCUGAAGAAGAGGCUCCGGCUCCGGCCGCCGCCGCUUCUCCAAGAGCCGCUGCUCCACCAGCGUCGAUCAAGUCUCCGACGCCAGGAAGACAAGUCAACUUCACUCCAAGCAUUCCACAGAGUGUUUUGAGAAAGCAACAGAACUACUCGUCUGGAAAGCCAUCAACCAUCCACACAAAGGAAAAGUUGAUGAGAUCCGAGGGAAUCAUCCCAAUUCAAGCUGGAUCCAACAAGUAUGCUUCCCAAAAGGGAAUGACCGGAUUCGGAGUUCCCCGUGACGUCAUUGACAAGAUCAAGUCUGAGAAUUUGGCCGAGAUUACUGAUGAGAAGAAGAUCGCCAACCUCAAGGGAUCCACCUGGUUGCAAUCCGGAACAAACAAGUUCGCUUCCCAAAAAGGACAGACCGGAUUCGGAGCUGUCCGUGAUGUUAACUACAAGACCAAGGGAACCGGAGGAGCUUCAGAAGUUCCAGAAGAGAAGGCUCGUGCUUCCGAUGGAAUCGUUCCACUUCAGUCUGGAACCAACAAGCUUGCCUCCCAAGCUGGAAUGACCGGAAUCGGAAUGCCACGUAUUGUUGAUGUGAGACGGACAAACGACCAGGAUCGUGAUUCCCAAGGAUUCAUCCACCUCCAAAUGGGAACCAACAAGUUUGCCAACCAAGCUGGAAUGACCGGAUUUGGAAUGCCACGUCACAACAUCACCAAGUACAAGGACGAAGUUCGCGGAGACAUGCCACACGACGAGGGAACCCUCUCCAGACAGACCUCUGGAUGGAAGGAGGGAGCUUCGCAAGCCGGUAUGACCGGAUUCGGAGCCUUCCGUAACAACACCGUUGCCUUCAUGCAAGCCCAAGACCAGAGAUCACAAGGAAUGAUCCCAUACCAGAUGGGAGUCAACUUCCUUGAAUCUCAAGCAGGAAAGACUGGAUUCGGACAGCCAAGACAGGUGUACACUCCAUUCACUGACGAUUCUCAUGAGGAUCUGCCAGCUGAUAUCGCCCGCCGACCGGAUGUUCCAUUCUGGACUGGACAGAAGGAGGCCGAACAUGCUAACCAGACCGGUAUGACUGCCUUUGGUACUCCACGUGACGUUCGCGGAGAGUAUGUCCGCCGCAUGUGGUAA
This is a messenger RNA of Caenorhabditis briggsae, 1218 nucleotides long. The transcript has 7 exons. NCBI's taxonomy places the organism in Eukaryota, Metazoa, Nematoda, Chromadorea, Rhabditida, Rhabditidae. The record is from RefSeq and is a predicted model, not a curated record. The coding region runs from base 1 to 1218 and encodes 405 amino acids.